CGGAGCCAGCCUAGCGGCAGAGGCAGUGGCAGCAGGAGAGGUGGGAGCAACUGGGGCAGCAGCAGCAGCAGCGCUGGACUGGGGUGUUGAGUCCAGACUGAGUUGGGGACAGGCUCCUGCUCUUGGUCCUUGUGCCCACUGGGCCAGGCACCCUGCCUGGAACCCCGGGCAGGGUGGACAGGGCGAGGGGCCACCUUAGUCUGGCUGGGGAGGCAGACGAUGAGGAGCGAUGGGGCAGGCAUGCGGCCACUCCAUCCUCUGCAGGAGCCAGCAGUACCCGGCAGCGCGACCGGCUGAGCCGCGGGGCCAGCAGGUCUUCCUCAAGCCGGACGAGCCGCCGCCGCCGCCGCCGCAGCCAUGCGCCGACAGCCUGCAGCUGACUGGGACCUACUUGCACAGAAGCCAGUCCCCCCAGAGAGUAGAGAUGCCGGACUGGAGGAUGCUUUGCUGAGCCUGGGCUCUGUCAUCCACAUCGCAGGCUUCCAGCGGGCUGUCAAGGAGGCCCUUUCAGCUGUGCUCCCCAAAGUGGAGACUGUCUACACCUACCUUCUGGAUGGGGAGUCCCGGCUGGUGUGUGAGGACCCCCCCCAUGAGCUGCCCCAGGAGGGGAAAGUCCGAGAGGCUGUGAUCUCCCGGAAGCGGUUGGGCUGCAAUGGACUGGGCCCCUCGGACCUGCCGGGGAAGCCGUUGGCCAGACUGAUGGCCCCACUGGCUCCUGAUACCCAAGUGCUGGUCAUGCCGCUGGUGGACAAGGAGGCUGGGGCUGUGGCAGCCGUCAUCUUGGUGCAUUGUGGCCAGCUGAGUGACAGUGAAGAGUGGAGCCUGCAAGCCGUGGAGAAGCAUGCUCUGGUGGCCCUGCGAAGGGUGCAGGCUCUGCAGCCCCGGGGGCCUGGCGCCGCCUCGGCAGCAGUCCGGAACCCCCCGGCGGGGGUGGCGGGAGACCAGAAGGGCGGUGUGGCUCACACCGACCAGGACCAAAAGAUCCUGCAGCUGUGCGGGGAACUCUACGACCUGGAUGCCUCGUCCCUCCAGCUCAAAGUCCUCCAAUACCUGCAGCAGGAGACCCAGGCAUCCCGCUGCUGCCUCCUGCUGGUGUCCGAGGAUAAUCUCCAGCUUUCCUGCAAGGUAAUCGGAGAUAAAGUGCUGGAGGAAGAAACCAGCUUUCCGUUGACGACAGGACGCCUGGGCCAGGUGGUGGAAGAUAAGAAAUCUAUCCAGCUGAAGGAUCUCACCUCGGAGGAUGUGCAACAGCUGCAAAGCAUGUUGGGCUGUGAGCUGCAGGCGAUGCUCUGCGUUCCUGUCAUCAGCCGGGCCACUGACCAGGUGGUGGCCUUGGCCUGCGCCUUCAACAAGCUCGGAGGAGACUUGUUCACGGACCAGGAUGAGCAUGUGAUCCAGCACUGCUUCCACUACACUAGCACGGUGCUCACCAGCACCCUGGCCUUCCAGAAAGAGCAAAAGCUCAAGUGUGAGUGCCAGGCUCUUCUCCAAGUGGCAAAGAACCUCUUUACUCACCUGGAUGAUGUCUCUGUCCUGCUCCAGGAGAUCAUCACAGAGGCCAGAAACCUCAGCAAUGCUGAGAUCUGCUCCGUGUUCCUGCUGGAUCAAAAUGAGCUGGUGGCCAAGGUGUUCGACGGGGGCGUGGUGGAUGACGAGAGCUACGAGAUCCGCAUCCCGGCUGACCAGGGCAUUGCGGGCCACGUGGCAACCACCGGUCAGAUCCUGAACAUCCCGGACGCGUACGCUCAUCCGCUUUUCUACCGUGGCGUGGACGACAGCACCGGCUUCCGCACGCGCAACAUCCUCUGCUUCCCCAUCAAGAACGAGAACCAGGAGGUCAUCGGUGUGGCCGAGCUGGUGAACAAGAUUAACGGACCAUGGUUCAGCAAGUUCGACGAGGACUUGGCAACCGCCUUCUCCAUCUACUGUGGCAUCAGCAUAGCCCAUUCCCUCCUAUACAAGAAAGUGAAUGAGGCCCAGUAUCGCAGCCACCUAGCCAACGAGAUGAUGAUGUACCACAUGAAGGUCUCUGAUGAUGAAUACACCAAACUUCUCCAUGAUGGGAUCCAGCCUGUGGCUGCCAUUGACUCCAACUUUGCCAGUUUCACCUAUACUCCUCGCUCUCUGCCCGAGGAUGACACUUCCAUGGCCAUCCUGAGCAUGCUGCAGGACAUGAAUUUCAUCAAUAACUACAAAAUUGACUGCCCAACUCUGGCCCGGUUCUGUUUGAUGGUGAAGAAGGGCUACCGGGAUCCCCCCUACCACAACUGGAUGCAUGCCUUUUCUGUCUCCCACUUCUGCUACCUGCUCUACAAGAAUCUGGAGCUUACCAACUACCUCGAGGACAUCGAGAUCUUCGCCUUGUUUAUUUCCUGCAUGUGUCAUGACUUGGACCACAGAGGCACAAACAAUUCCUUCCAGGUGGCCUCAAAAUCUGUGCUGGCUGCUCUCUACAGCUCCGAGGGCUCUGUCAUGGAGAGGCACCACUUCGCUCAGGCCAUCGCCAUCCUCAACACCCAUGGUUGCAACAUCUUUGACCACUUCUCCCGGAAGGACUAUCAGCGUAUGCUGGACCUGAUGCGGGACAUCAUCUUGGCCACCGAUCUGGCCCACCACCUCCGCAUCUUCAAGGACCUCCAGAAGAUGGCCGAAGUGGGUUAUGACCGAACGAACAAGCAACACCAUAGCCUCCUCCUCUGCCUCCUUAUGACCUCCUGUGACCUCUCUGACCAGACCAAGGGCUGGAAGACUACGAGGAAGAUCGCAGAGCUGAUCUACAAAGAGUUCUUCUCCCAGGGAGACUUGGAGAAGGCCAUGGGCAACAGACCGAUGGAGAUGAUGGACCGGGAGAAGGCCUACAUCCCUGAGCUGCAGAUCAGCUUUAUGGAGCAUAUCGCGAUGCCUAUUUACAAGCUGCUGCAGGACCUGUUCCCCAAGGCGGCAGAGCUAUAUGAACGUGUGGCCUCUAACCGUGAGCACUGGACCAAAGUGUCUCACAAAUUCACCAUCCGCGGCCUCCCGAGCAACAACUCGCUGGACUUCCUGGAUGAGGAGUACGAGGUGCCUCAGCUGGAUGGCACUGGGGCCCCUGUCAAUGGCUGUUUCAGCCUUGAUGCUGAGUGAGCCCCCCCCCCCCUCCCCAGGACCCUUCCCUGCCCAGGCCUCCUCUCACAGCCCCCCACUGGCCUGGCCGGGUGCCCUGGGACCAGAGCCACGGGUCCUAGGUUCUAGACCAGGACUUACCAUGUGACCCUGAACAAGUACCGACCUUUCUGGGCCUCAGCUUUCCUGUCUGUAUAAUGGAAGCAAGACUUCCAGCCUCACCAAGAUUUUGUCAUUUGUCCUCUGAGAGCACAGGGGUGACUGAUGAGCAGCGAGCCCUGCUCUGCACUUCUGACCACAUCUUGGCAAAUCCUCCCCAGCCACUCCUCUGAGGCAGCCUGGAUGGUCUCUCCUGGGCCCCAUUCCUGCCCCAUUAGAUCUGUGCCCUCUUCCCUCUCCAGGGUCCUCAUGCAAGGAGAAGGUGGGACAUCUGAAUGAGCAGAGAAUAGGUCUUAGAAACAGUCAUUAGCUCUGCUGGACAACUAGAAAUAGCCACGGGGCCGCUGAAGGUGCCCCUUGGGAUCGCCACAUACUUAUGGUGGGCACUGGGACCUGGGGAGCUGCCAGAGGGGCAGCUCAGUGCUUUGGGCAGAGGGGGGUCAGGGAGAAAGCAGGAUAGGAAUGGUGGGCAGGAAGGAUCCCAGGGCUGGAAGACAGGCUCCAACUGAGUCAAUAAUUCUUCCCCUGGCUGUGUGACCCUGGGCAAGUCACUUCCCCUAUCUAGGUGAGACAGGAGGGUGGGACAAUCUGUUUUCUAAGACCCCUUUUAGAUAUCAAAGUCCCCAUGGCUCUGUGGAGUCCCAGGAGAAGCCAUGGAAUGUCCCUGCCACCCUAGGGCAAAGAGCCAACCCUGAGUCCUUCAGUGGCCCCCUGAGUGUCCCCCCCCCCACUUAGUCCAAGCCCCUUCCCCAUUCCUGCAGCCAGAGAGGGCUGCCUCAGCCCUGACAGGGCCGACUGGCAGGGCUCCUAUCUUCUUCAAGGCCAUAUCUACCCGUGCCCUGGGGCUUGGGAGACCCCCCAUAGGGCUGGGCUUCUUGGGUCAGCCCGGCUGCUGGCAUCUCCCUUCUCUGUUUUGUUCUGUAUGUGUUGUGGGGUGGGGGGAGGGGGGCCACCUGCCUUACCUAUUCUGAGUUGCCUUUAGAGAGAUGCGUUUUUCUAGGAUUCUGUGCAACUGUUGUAUAUGGUCCCGUGGGCUGACCGCUUUGUACAUGAGAAUAAAUCUAUUUCUUUCUACCAA
Herpailurus yagouaroundi (jaguarundi) is the source of this 4339-nucleotide messenger RNA. It is a transcript of the gene PDE2A, whose product is annotated as phosphodiesterase 2A. The transcript has 32 exons. Gene Ontology annotation, biological process: signal transduction. NCBI's taxonomy places the organism in Eukaryota, Metazoa, Chordata, Mammalia, Carnivora, Felidae. The record is from RefSeq and is a predicted model, not a curated record. Gene Ontology annotation, molecular function: 3',5'-cyclic-nucleotide phosphodiesterase activity; protein binding. Bases 358 to 3123 code for a protein of 921 amino acids.